AAAAAAAAAACCAAAUUCCGUUGCAUUAAACCUCUCAAUAUCUUUUCCUCCAUAAAACCCCUCCGCUUUCAUCGCAUUCCUCUCAUUCCUUAGCUUUUCUUCGCCUCUCACUUUUCUCUCAUACUCUGGUGCCCAACCUGGUUUUAGUUUUUGAAGAAACAAACACAGUUAUGGAAUCAACCCAGUUGGAAAAUAUCGAAAUAUCCGCUGAUUCAUUAAAAGCCAAUGAUCACGGAGAAGCUCGAGAUGAAAUCGAGAUCGAGAAGAGAGAAGUUCCACUAGAAGAAGAAGAGGAAGAAGACGAAGAAGAAGAAGACGACACCGACGACAUAACCGAAACGUCGUCGUCGGUGACAGACAAGUCAUCAAUAAACAACGACGACGUAGUAAAGAUCCUCCAACCUCAUUCACUUCUCCCAAAGCCAGAGGCUCCUCGAGGCCUUUCUAAUCCAGAAAACAACAACGACAACAACGACAACGACAUGUCGUUAAUCCCCGGAGCAUCAUCAAUCGGAAAGUUCAUCAGAGAGAGAAGCAACGAGUUCUCCGUAGCAAUCGUAAAACGACUGUCGUCGCUGAAGGAGAACAGCAACGACGACAAAGACAACGAAAACGACGUGACGCAGUUCGAUCUGUCGGGGCUAAAGGUUAUCGUAAAACACAAAAACGACAUGGAACUGAAAGGUCGAAUCAGCUUCUUUUCUCGGUCGAAUUGCAGAGACAGCACAGCGGUUCGAAGGUUCUUUCGGGAGAAGGGAUUGAAAUACGUGGAAAUAAACAUCGAGGUGUAUCCGGAAAGAGAGAAAGAGCUGGUGGAAAGGACAGGAACCUCGUCCGUACCACAGAUAUUCUUCAACGACAAGUUGUUUGGGGGUUUGGUGGCUUUGAAUUCGCUGAGGAACAGCGGUGGUUUCGAUCAGAGGGUGAAGGAAAUGUUGAGUACGAAAUGUCCAUCGGACGAUGCUGCACCCGCAUCGCCUGUGUACGGGUUUGAUGAUCAGGAGGAAGAAUCGACGGACGAGAUGGUUUCUAUCGUUAAAGUGUUGAGGCAGAGAUUGCCCAUUCAGGACCGUCUGAUGAGGAUGAAGAUUGUUAAAAACUGCUUCUCUGGGAGAGAGAUGGUGGAGGUCCUCAUUAAUCACUUUGACUGUGGCCGUAAAAAGGCUGUUUACAUUGGAUUGCAGCUUGCCAGGAAGCAUUUUAUUCAUCACGUUUUUGGGGAAAAUGAUUUUGAAGAUGGGAACCAUUUUUAUCGUUUCCUUGAGCACGAACCAUUUAUUCCCAAAUGCUUCAAUUUCCGAGGAUCUAUAAAUGACAGUGAACCAAAGCCUGCAACUAUGAUUGCGCAAAGGCUCACGAAGAUAAUGACUGCCAUACUGGAGUCCUAUGCCUCUGAUGACAGGCGCCAUGUUGAUUAUAAGGCCAUCAGUAACAGUGAAGAAUUUCGGAGGUACGUAAAUUUGGCUCAAGAACUUCACCGGGUGAACCUACUAUCUCUCUCAGAAAAUGAGAAGCUAGCCUUCUUUUUGAACUUGUACAAUGCCAUGGUCAUCCAUGCAGUGAUCAGGAUAGGUUGUCCAGAGGGAGCAAUUGAUAGGAGAUUCUUCUUUUCUGACUUCCAUUAUUUGGUAGGAGGGUAUCCCUAUUCCCUUAACUUAAUUAACCAUGGGAUCCUUAGAAGCAACCGGAGAGCUCCUUUAUCCUUGCUCAAGCCUUUCGGCACUGGAGACAAGCGUUUGGAGCUUGCUCCUGCUAAAGUAAAUCCAUUAGUCCACUUUGGGCUUUGCAAUGGAACAAGGUCAAGCCCAACUGUCCGAUUUUUCUCACCUGAAGGAGUUGAAUCAGAAUUAAGAUGUGCCGCAAGAGAGUUCUUUCAGGGUGAUGGAAUGGAGGUGGACUUGGAGAAGAGGACUGUGUAUCUCACCCGAAUUAUUAAGUGGUGCAAUGUGGAUUUUGGAAAUGACAAAGAAAUACUUAAGUGGAUCCUCAAUUACUUGGAUGCAACUAAAUCAGGUCUUUUGACACAUCUUUUGGGGGAUGGAGGCCCAAUAAAUAUUGUAUACCAGGACUACAAUUGGUCUUUGAACUCUUGACUACCUCUUUGGCAUUGUUUGGACAUUAAAACAGAGUUUUUUGACAGGAUAUAUUUAAGUGCCUGCAUUGGUGAGGGAGAUAUUGUAUAUAAUACUAUAAAUUUUGAAACCUUAAUCAUUAAGCCAGGAACUGGUUUCAAAAUGUAAAAUAGGGGAUUUUUCUUUAUUACUGGCAUUAUGAAACAUUUACUUUUUCUUUUUCUUUUAACCCGCCACCCCCCUUAUGGGUCUGGGCUGUGUCAAAAUACUUGUGUGUGUGUGUGUGAAGCAAUGGAACUAGAUGUUCAAGAUGGUAGAAGUUAUGUGA
Molecule: messenger RNA, 2400 nt
Organism: Quercus robur (English oak)
Lineage: Eukaryota; Viridiplantae; Streptophyta; Magnoliopsida; Fagales; Fagaceae
Exons: 6
Coding region: 171-2093 (640 amino acids)
Biological process (GO): intracellular signal transduction
Source: RefSeq, a predicted model, not a curated record